Corchorus olitorius is the source of this 2061-nucleotide messenger RNA. NCBI's taxonomy places the organism in Eukaryota, Viridiplantae, Streptophyta, Magnoliopsida, Malvales, Malvaceae. The record is from the annotation of a GenBank genome assembly.
AUGUCACUGAGAAAAAUCAUCAAACACCUUCCCUCCAUUUCCAUUACCAAAUCUUUCCAUCGCUUUGCUUCUUCCCUUUCUGUCCUCUCAACUCAGGUCACGCCAUCCGAGCCAGACCCUUAUUCUCUUCUAAAGCAGGAUCCGAUUGACAUCUGCCUUUCGAUUUGGGUCAAAUCUUUCUCUUCACCGCCUACAGCCACUUUCACAAACCUCACUGGCUUCCUCUCGAAGUUCGAUCUCUGGGUCUUAGCCUAUCAACGAUCAUGCGCUCAUGUGACCGGGACGUUCCCUCCCCGCAACGCUAUCCACUCCCAGACUCUCCAUUCCCUUCUCUCCCUCCGGAACGCUGUAGUCAACGGCCGCCGUUUCAAGUGGAAUGACAAGACCCAUCAGCUUAUUCGUAGCCCAAACGACAAGCCGUCCACGAGUUUAAUGUCAAAGAGGAAACUUCAGGCCAUGAUUCAAUCCCCCGACCCCUGUUUUCAAGACAGGGUUGUUCAAGAGGUACUUUUGAUGGUCCUGGAACCGAUUUUUGAACGUCGAUUUUCAAGCAAAUCUCAUGCCUUUCGGCCUGGAAGGAGUGCCCAUACGGUUAUCCGGACUAUUCGGAGUAACUUUGCUGGAUACCUUUGGUUUCUAAGAGGUGAUUUAAGUGAGUUGUUUGAUAAUGUGGACCCAAAUGUAAUCAUGGGUUGUGUUGAAAAGGUUGUACAAGAUAAGAAAGUUUUGAAUUUGAUUAAAUCAGGACUUAAUGAGCGUUGUCAGAGAAUGAAGAGUGACGUUGCUGAUGGUGAUGGUGGUGAUUUGAAGAGCAAGAGGAAGAAAAAGAGAAAGGCUACUAAGAAGAAGAUUUUGAAUGAGAAUGAGCCGAAACCAGACCCUUAUUGGUUGAGGACUUUCUUUGAUUUUGCUCCUGAGGAAGCUGCUAAGGUACCUACUUAUGGUUUUUGUGGAAUUUUAAGUCCUUUACUUGCUAACGUCUGUCUCAAUGAAUUAGAUCAAGUGAUGGAAGAUAAAAUAGUAAAGUUUUUUAGGCCAUCUAAGCAUGAUUCAAUAUGGAAAGAUACAAUUAAUGAUGGAUGUCAUAAUCCAUCUUGGCCUGAGUUUGUUCCUUCAAGUGGUAGAGAGAAAACUAGGAAGAUGGAUUACAUAAGAUAUGGAGGUCAUUUCUUGAUUGGUAUUCGAGGACCCAGAGAGGAUGCUGUGCAAAUUAGAAAGGAAAUAAUUGAGUUUUGUGAAAGCGAAUUCGGGAUAAGGUUGGAUAAUUCUAAGGUGGAGAUAGAGCACAUUAGUAGAGGAAUUCAAUUCUUGGACCAUAUAAUUUGUAGGAGAGUAAUACACCCCACCCUUCGUUACACAGCUAGUGGAGGGAACAUUGUGAGUCAAAAGGGUGUAGGGACUUUACUGUCAGUCACAGCUAGCUUACAGCAAUGUAUUCGCCAGUUCAGGCGGCUUCAAUUUGUCAAGGGUGAUAAAGAUCCCGAGCCUCUGCCUUGUACCCCAAUGCUCUACUCCAGUCAAGCUCAUACAAACUCACAGAUGAAUAAGUUUCUUGAGACCGUGGCUGAUUGGUACAAAUAUGCUGAUAAUCGCAAGAAAGUUGUUGGCUUUUGUGCUUAUGUGAUACGUAGCUCUUUGGCUAAACUCUAUGCUGCAAGGUAUAGGCUUAAAUCUCGUGCAAAGGUGUAUAAUAUAGCUUCACGUGAUCUUAGUCGUCCAUUGAGGGAGAGUAGCAACAAUUCUGCCCCUGAAUACUCUGAUCUGUUGAGGAUGGGACUUGUGGAUGCAAUUGAAGGUGUUCAGUUCUCUCACAUGUCUAUGAUUCCAUCUUGUGAUUACACUCCAUUUCCAAGGAACUGGGUACCAGACCAUGAACAGCUUUUGCAAGAAUAUAUUAGACUACAAGACCCUAAAUUCUUCUGCGACUUGCAUAGAUCGAUAAAACGUGAAGGCCUAAGUUUGCCGCAGGAUGAGAUAGCUGGCAUUGUGUGGGAUUAUAAGACUCUUGGAAUUUGGAGAUAUCAGUCCAAUAGUGGCAAAGAAGUAAAGGAGGGUUCAUAA